UUUUUUUUCCCCGUCUCUUCCGCCUCAGCAGACGAGGAUUGUCCGUCUCGUGCCGCCGUACUCCUGGCCUCUCCCACUUUUGCCCUCGACCGUGGCAGAGCAGCAGAAGCAGCGCGUGGUCAGAGUGCGCGCGUGUCUGCCUGUCAGGGGGGCCGGCUAAGGAAGCCGGGAAGGGAACAACCACUGGUGCCGCGCGGGCCGACAGGCGCGUGCCCACCCGCCCCUCCCCCUCCUUCCUUCUCCAUUCUCCUCAACCGCUCACCUCCGUCCGGCCGCCGCCGCCUCAGCCAUGUUGGCCGCCGCUCGUUUCCUCCGCUCCCGCUGCGCCGCCCUUUCCCUCCGCGGCCCGGCCCCGAGGGCGUCCGUCGCAGCGGCAUUGCCUGUACGUUGCUAUUCUCAUGGAUCCCGUGAGUCGGAUGAAGAGUUUGAUGCCCGCUGGGUGACAUACUUCAAUAAACCAGAUAUUGAUGCCUGGGAGCUAAGAAAAGGCAUGAACACCCUGGUUGGUUAUGACCUGGUUCCAGAACCAAAAAUCAUUGAUGCUGCUUUGAGGGCAUGCAGACGACUAAAUGACUUUGCUAGUGCGGUCCGUAUCUUAGAAGCUGUAAAGGACAAAGCAGGGCCCCACAAAGAAAUCUACCCAUAUGUUAUCCAGGAACUUAGACCAACUUUGAAUGAAUUGGGAAUCUCAACUCCAGAAGAACUUGGCCUAGAUAAAGCGUAAACGUUUCAGAUGAGCUUCCCACGGGUUUAUUGUUCAUGCUACCUGAUUGUACAACAAUUACCUGGAGACAGAUGUUAUAAUAUUACUUAUUGAAAUAACUUCUUCCUGUUGUUGAGUCCUGGAACACAUACGGUGAUGUUGGGCCUAAUAAAGGGAAAACCUGGUUUGAACUGA
Eublepharis macularius is the source of this 898-nucleotide messenger RNA. Its product is annotated as cytochrome c oxidase subunit 5A, mitochondrial. Lineage: Eukaryota; Metazoa; Chordata; Lepidosauria; Squamata; Eublepharidae. Gene Ontology annotation, cellular component: mitochondrial inner membrane. Gene Ontology annotation, biological process: mitochondrial electron transport, cytochrome c to oxygen. Bases 290 to 724 code for a protein of 144 amino acids. The transcript has 5 exons. The record is from RefSeq and is a predicted model, not a curated record.